AUGGACGUGCGGCAUUUCAUCUUUGGUGCCAUCACCCUCAUCCUCCUACUGGGCACAUCCUAUUCCGUGCUCUACAGCACCUACCUCGACACUUCCAGCCACCUCCUCUCCCACCGCGCUCACCACCUCGCCCAGACGCACUACUUCGCCUCCAAGUCCAACCCGCUCAAUGUCUACUUCAUCAAGAAAGCUUGGGGGUGGACCACCCUCGCCUUCCUGGCCACAUUCCUCACCAGCCCCAGCGCCGUGCGCACGCGGCAGCGCUUCUUCAAGUACCUCAUCCUCACGGGCGUGUGGGUGUUGUUCACCUCGUGGUUCUUCGGACCUGCCCUCCUCGAACGCGCAAUCGUGCUCUCGGGUGGGGAGUGCGUCGCCGUACUCCCAUCUGGCGACCCGGUGACUGUACCGACGGAGUUCUGCUAUACGAGGUCGGCUCUGGCGCCGAAGACGCACCCGGAGCUGUUCGUGCACCAUGCCGCGUCGCUCGCGGGGGUGCUGGAGGAAUGGCGCGUCGUGCCGAGGUUGAGGAAGGGCCAUGACGUGUCGGGACACGUCUUUCUGCUGACGAUGUCGGUUUUGUUCCUCGCCGACCAGCUGCGCCCAUCGUUCCGGCCGGGUGCUGCCCGCAGGUGGUCAAAUCCCCAUAUGUGGGCUGUCGCGGCCCAGGUUUCAUUGGUGGGGAUCUGGUUGUUCGCGAUAUACACGACGAGCGUGUACUUCCACUCGCCGUUCGAGAAGUUCACGGGAUACCUCCUCGGUGUCGCGAGUUUCCUUCUAACGCAAAUACCUAGCCUGCAAUUCCCUCCUGAAGUCGCCUCUACCCAACGUGUACCUCCAGCAUCGAAUUGA
Molecule: messenger RNA, 849 nt
Organism: Cyclocybe aegerita
Lineage: Eukaryota; Fungi; Basidiomycota; Agaricomycetes; Agaricales; Hemipholiotaceae
Source: the annotation of a GenBank genome assembly